AACAUGGGGAAUAAUGCUGGCGUUUGUGUAUAUUUUGACAGAGCUUGGUUUUAGUCGGAGGGGAUUGUGUUUUUUGACGCGGACUAGGCCUUCCUUUCGGUUCGCCUUCCUGAUGGUAUCACUGCCGGGGGAAAGGCGAAGGAGGAGGCCAGGCUGGAAGACAUGGAGGCUAACCUUGCAGAGGGAGUGGACGGUAGGACGUGGUGAUUUGUAAGGUGUGUUGCUACUCCUACAAUGGACCACGCACACAUUGGCCGGGAUAUGUCUCCUUUGUAUGUGCCAAGGAAGAGAAAGUCUGCGCAGUCUCAACCAAAAAGUGGUGUGCCAUGCCCAGUUGUUCAGCGAAUGCCAGAUAGAGCCUGUCAGUUGAGUGUGAUUGGCCAUUCUAAGAAUGACGAGUCUCAAGCCCAAGACGCUCUAAAGAUGAAAAGAACUUAUGGUAGAAAAAGAUACGAGGACCUCCAGAGUGUUCCCUUAGGAACAGUAGAAUAUCCAACCACCAGCUGUUCAGUGAUGUCAUCAAGUGGAAUGGUUAAUGGGGCUGACCCAGGGUCCUUGGCCCCGCCUACUGCAAGGCUGCCCCCGAGGCUGGUGGCAAAAGAUGUCUGGCCACAAGGCCCAGAGGCCAACAGAGAUCGAUGCCAGCCUCAGGACCAGAGCUGGAACUCUAGCAGGGAUCGAGGUCCCGAGGCCUGGACAGCAGGUAGAGACCGACCCCAGGAACAGGUGUGGAACUCAGGCAGAGACCGAGGGGGAAACUCUAGUCAGGACCAGACCUGGGCUCCAGGCAGAGACAGGGCCCAUACCGGAUCAGACCAGGCCUGGGCAACAGGUCGAGACCGAGGUCCUGAGCAGGCUUGGGCCACUGGUAGAGACCGAGCCCAGGAUCAGGCCUGGAACCCAGGCAGGGAUCCUGGAAGAGACAGGGCUUCCUCAGGGCCGGAGCAGGCAUGGAGCACCAGCCGUAGCCAAGACCAGGCCUGGAGCAACAGAGACAGAGGACAGGAACACGUCUGGAGGCCUGACUUGAACAUGAAGAAAGUCCAGAGAGUGGAAAUGGAGCGAAGUCCGUCUGUUAGCUUCCCACAGCCACCAGAUGGCAGAGACUCUGGUUCAGAUGUAGUCAGUGCUGGUGGUCUCCAAAGCAGCCCAGAGGCUUCCACAGCCCAGCCCAGUGAGGUACUGAAAACCCCGGUCGUCUCAGCCAAGAAGGAGCCUCCGACCUACCCUGCAGGCAGUCAAGAGGAACGUUGGCAGCUCCAGAUCGUGGCCAAAGGCAGAGUCACCUGCCCGAAAUGUAAAAGUGUCAGCAGGAAGACUGUGGAGGGCCUGAAGAAACACAUGGAGAACUGCCGACUGCAACCCUUUACCUGUCAACACUGUGGGAAACAGCUGAAGUCUUCAACAGGAAUGAAGUACCACAUCAUGGCUGACCACAGCCACUUGCCCUCACCGGACGAAGCCAAUGACCUGGAUGAUCGUGCAGUCAAAGACAAACUGCGCAAAAUUCUGAAGAGACUGGGCAAAUUAAAAUGUUCCAAAGAGGGCUGCAACGCUGGCUUUACCAGCAUCAUGGGCUACCUGUACCACAUGAAGAAGUGUGGGAAGGAAGAAUCAGAGCUGGAGAAGUUGAUGCUAAAUUGCUCUCACUGCGGAAAAGCCUACAAGUCCAAGGCUGGUCUAGAGUACCACCUCAAAUCCGAGCACGCUCCUACACCCCAACAAAGUGAGGAAGACGAAGCACUGAAAGCCCAGAGGGAGGCCAACCCAGAGAGGACGGCUAGCGGAAGGGUGCAGCGAGCCUCGGCCCAGGUAGCCAACUUUCACCUAGCUGAGAUUGCCAACAAUGAGUUGCCCAAGGACUGGCCCAAGAGAAAGUUCCAGUCUGACCUGGUGCCUGAUGACAAAAAACUGAAAUAUGCCCGACCAGGCCUGCCUGCCUUCAGCCAAGAGGUGCUGAGGAAGUGGAAGAAUGAGGUAAAACUACAGAGGAAAGUCCAGUGUCCCAACCAGGGUUGUGGCUGCACCUACACCAGUGUGUCUGGACUUAAGGCUCAUCUGGGACUCUGCACAAGGGGUGACUUUGAGGCUGGAAAAUACAGAUGUCUGAUCUGCAACAAGGAGUUCAACUCAGAGAGUGGUGUGAAAUACCACAUCAAUUCUGUCCAUUCACAGGACUGGUUUGUGACAAACAAAAAGGCCUCCAAGAAGUUUGAGAAAUUUCUCAAAAACCAGCCCAAGGAGCUCGUCCACAGUGUGGACAAACAGAUCAUAGAUCAGUACCACCAACACCACGUCCAGCAUCUCCAGCAUCAUCAGCAGCAUCAUCCUCAUCAUCAUCCUCAUCAGCAGCAUCCGCUCCAGCACCAACCCCUACAGCAACCACUCCAGCCUUUGCAUCACCUCCAGCAGCAAACCCAGCUCCUCCACCCUGAACACCAGCACAUCCCUCCACAGAUAGAUCCUCAGCUCCAGCAGCCACUGCUCCAUUAUACCCCUCUAGAGCCACCUGUGGGACCCAUGUGGGUGGAUAUGGACCGGAGAGCAACUGUGAUCGGGACAGAACAGGCACCGCCUGACAUGGGAACAGCUUCUAUGAACAAACCUGGAGGGGAGAGCAGUGGAUCUACAGAGGGGAAGAGGAGGGAGAAGGCCUCAAGAGGAGCAGAGAAAGGGAAGGCAGAUGGGAAGAGGAAGGAUUGCUUUGCUUUCACCAGCGGUGGUGCCGGUGUUGGCGGUGGUAGCAGCAGCAGCAGCAGUAGCAGCAGCAGCAGUAACACCGGCAGCUCGUCUAGUGAAUCAGAGGUGGAGCAGCAAGACAGACAGAGACAGAUCGACCAGUGGAAUCUGAAAAGGCCUGGCAUCAUGGACGCAAACCCUGAGGUUGCUAAGCGACAGAGAAACAACUCCUAAAAGCCCCCUUCGGUUGCUAAGCAGCCAAAAAGUGUCACCUUAAAGUGACGCUUAUUAAAUUUACUUUCUUUAUCACUUCUCCCCAACCCUUCUUCUUCACCAGAGCUGAUUUUAACAUCCUGGUGGAAAAAGAAACUGCCAGGUGUGUGGCCACCCCAUCCACACCUGAUAAGUGUAUCACAGAGAGGAAAACAAACUUCUUCAUUUUAAACAGGACCUGAGAAAAACAGACGAGGAGGCAGCUUUAUGACAGAGCUAGAGUUUGUAACUUCUAAAGUUUUUGAUGUUCAGAAAGCAUUUUGAUGGAUACCGUCAAGAUACUCAAGGUUACAAUGUGGAUACGAGACUCUGUACAGUUCAGAUUUAGAGUACCAGGCUCUCUCUCUGUCCUAAAGUGAUUGUCAGUGUAUAGCCCUGAGAAAUGUGGUAUACUGUUUGUGUAUGUAUCUGUAACACAGAGAUUUUUUUCACCAAUGUUAAAUGUGUCUUAUUCUUUUAAGAUAUUUGAUAAAGCCUUUUUUGUCUGACAAAUUUUACUUUGAGGGAUAAAGUGUUACUUUAACCGUGAGACAGGAUGGUAUAGUAUUUUGGAGUGUUAGACUUGUCUAGUUUCUCUCUUUGAAAAGAUUGUGUGCCUCUUAAGUAUGAUCUAUAUAACCUCAUACUGCUCAUCAUCGGCCCGCUUCCAUAUUCACUCACAACAGCUUGCCCUUUCCAGGGGUUGACUAGACCUUUUUCACAGCAGCCAAUUUCACAUGAAAUAGCAGGUUAAAAACAGAUGGCACUAAUAACAUUAAGGUUGGGUUCAUCUAAGUGUGGCAGAGCCUUUCCAGUGAACGAGAAUGCACAAUUCUAAGACUCUCUGCUCUCUGUUCGACCUUAAUGUAACAGAACCUUAAUUAAGGUCAUUAGCAGCAACUGUGUUAAGCUGCUGUUUCAUGUCAAAAUGGCUACUGUGAAACGAGUCUAUAGGAAUGUUGUAAGUGUCAAGUUUCCAUUUGGAGUUAAUGGGAAUGAUCAGUUCUCCCUGGCUUGGAUUCCUUUCACCCUUUCUUUCAUUUUUCCUUAUUGCCACUCAUGGGUUUUGAUGCAAUUUGAUUUUUUGAGUUUAUUCACUUGCAUUGCAUUCACAUGGCAAGCAACGUGGUUGAUCAGUCGCUUUAUUCUGACCAAUUAUUAUCAGUGCGAGAUUCUGAUUCCGUCCAUGUAAAGGCUUGAUGCAGUUACUACGUUUUAGGCAAAUCAUCAAUGAAGAGUAUUAAAGAAAAGUAACUCCACAGCACUCCUAGGAAAAAGUUAAACCCUUUAUUAUUAAAGUAACAGUGAUGCCCUGGAGCAGAAGCUGGCACUCCUCAGGGUGCUUGCUUGGAUUUGUUUUUUUUCCCAUCACUCUUCAUAGUCUGAACACUUCAAUUUUCAAUGAGCACCUCUCUAUGAAUCAUUGAAGCAAAAGGAAAGUUGUUUCCUUUGGAUCAAUCAAGCAAAUCACUUCCUUACUGUCCAUACAUGGUGAGUUUCCCCAGUCACUGUAUAGGAAGUGAACAGAGCUCUAGUAGUGACAUGUUGAUCAUGUUGCUUGCAGUUUGGAUGCACCGUCAGAGUGGAUGUUUUGUGGCGGUCCAGGGCAGCAUGCAUCCCUUUCACCUUGCCGACAGAGUCUUGAGUCACCAGUAGUGGUGAUGCUGCACUCUGAUGAAGUAAAGCUAAUAUACCAAGCAUUUCAAAUCAAGGGUGGGGAUUUCUUUUUCUUUCCUUUCUGUACGUUCACAGUCUGCCAGACAGACCUCUUAAUUGUCUGUCUCACAGCAUAUUUAACCAAUAGCAUGUAACUUUAUGUAUUCUGCAUUUUGUAUCUUUGAUAUAGUGGUGUAUGGUCAUGGAUGGUCGUCAGUACUGUUUGUGAUGUUUUAACACUAGUUUAGUUUGUUUUUGUGCACUUGGGAGAUGGAUAUCAGAGCAGUUGACACAUUUUUUACUCUUGUUUGGCAAGCUUCUCCACAUUUAUGAAUGUAUUUUGUUUAUUCUCAUUGGUUUUUUUGUAUGUGUAUACCUCCUUUAAGACAGUUUAGUGUCGAAGACAUACAUGAGCAUAUCAUAUGAUUUGUUUUGAUUUGAAACAGAUUCAGUGAGGAUUAAUUCUCAACUCUGCAAGACUGUCCAUAACAGAAUAUGUUAAGGUGUUAAAAAAUGUUUAUCUGGUUUUACUCAAAGUGCAUUACCCUUUGUUAUGCUCCAUCAGAUGCCUUUUGAAGAACAGCCUGUGUCAUACAAGUUUAGAAUAGUAACACUAGUUCAUAGGAAGCAUUAAAAAAAUAAGGAUUAAACCCUAAGCCAGGCAUUUUUAAAGGAAUAGUUCACCUGUUUUAAAACUUUUGAGAUUAUUUCACUCCCCCUCAGCUGUUCUGUAGGACAGUAGUGGUGCUAUCUUCCUCUCAUUGUUACUGAGUG
Messenger RNA from Myripristis murdjan (pinecone soldierfish), 5361 nucleotides. RefSeq names its product zinc finger protein 512 (gene znf512). Gene Ontology annotation, molecular function: zinc ion binding. Lineage: Eukaryota; Metazoa; Chordata; Actinopteri; Holocentriformes; Holocentridae. The record is from RefSeq and is a predicted model, not a curated record. Bases 235 to 2913 code for a protein of 892 amino acids. The transcript is spliced from 16 exons.